Molecule: messenger RNA, 1350 nt
Organism: Entamoeba nuttalli P19
Lineage: Eukaryota; Evosea; Mastigamoebida; Endamoebidae
Product: Ras GTPase-activating protein, putative
Exons: 2
Coding region: 1-1350 (449 amino acids)
Biological process (GO): regulation of GTPase activity
Source: RefSeq, a predicted model, not a curated record
AUGGCUCGUACUCUUAGGAGAAAGACUAGUGUCCCUAACUGUUCUUCUGAUGUUUUCCUUAGUCAAGACCAACCAUUACAAAUAUCAAAUUCUGCAAGCAUGACACCUGAUGGUUCAAUUUGUUCUUCAAAAAGUUCUAUUGGAAGUCAUAACACUUGUCAAUCCCCCAUUUAUUGUUGUUCAACUGAAGGUAUAAAUACACCAGUUAAAAAAUACUUACAUACCAUUCAUAGACAAGUUGAUAGACAUGUUAAUACUUUAAGACCAUCAAAUGAAGAAGUUUUAGCAUCAAUGUUUUUAGAAAAAAAUAGUCGUUUAUUAUAUUCAUACUCUCAAGCAUUAAUAAGUAAAAGUGAUUACAAUAGUUAUCAUAUUCGUAUUUUGCUUAAAUUCUUCAGGUCAAGAGGAAAGUUAACUCAUUUAAUUACUAACCUCUCUGAUAUUGAAAUUGAAACAACUAACUAUAAUAAUGAACUUUUUAGAGGAAACAGUGUUUUCACUCGAGUAUUUUCAGAAUAUUUAAAGAAUUAUUGUAAUGAAUUUCUUCAACACAUCAUUUCUCCAAUUCAAGAGAUAAUUAAAGAAGUUAAAACAAAAAACCAACCGAGUGUAUUAACAGGAGAUGAUUCUUUAAAUGGUUUAUUGUUGGUUUGUACUAUUAAAGAUGUGUUAGAAAAAAUGGCAGUCUCAAUUACAAAAAAUACCUGUUUGUUGCCACCUCAUUUACGUUAUAUUUUAAGACAUAUAUACAAUUCAGUCUACCUUAGUAGAGGAGAGGAGGCUUCAAAACAUGUAUUAGAAACAUUAAUGUUCCUUCGUUUUAUCCUUCCACCAUUAGCUCAAACUCCUCAAUUAUUAAAGAAGUUACAAAGUUUAUUAAAAAUGGCAAACGGUAAGAUCUUUUCAAGGCAUAGUGAUGAUAGACAUGAAACAUUAACUACACGAGAAGAGACAUUAUUUAUUAGUUCUGUUAAUACAUUGUAUAGAGGUAUUAUUACUGGACCUCUUUCUUUUGCAACUUCAUUUAAAGGGGUUAAACGGUCAGAACAAGAUGAAAGUUACAAUGAUAUAGUUCAAGUGAUUAGGUCUGAAAUGAACCGAAUCUCAAAUGUAUUUGGUGAUGGAUUUGAAACUGUCUUUGAUAUAGUCAAAGGAAAAAAAGAUGUUGUUAGUGCUAAUGUAAUUAACGCUGCUGAAGAAAUGACAAGUUGGAUGAUUGAUAGAGAGUAUGAACUUGAAGGUGAAAAUAAAGAAUUAAGAUUGUCUGUGGACUGUUUAAAAAAAGAGUGUUGUAUUCUUAGACAAAAAGUUAUGGAACUACAAACAAAUGAACUAAACUUAUCCAAUUAA